CAACCUUGACAACAUUGAUUCCCGAUUUAAAUUCUCCAGCAUUGAACAUAUGAGUACUAAUAAUGAAUCACCCUUCGACUUUAACAGAUGGGCAUCAGCGUGAAGGACGUUGAUCAGCAUGAAUUUACCAAAGCCCUGGCUGCGUUCCUGAAAAAGUCAGGAAAGAUGAAGGUUCCAGACUGGGUGGAUAUCAUCAAAUUGGGCAGGUUCAAGGAAUUGGCUCCCUAUGAUGAUGACUGGUAUUAUAUCAGGGCUGCUUCAGUCUGCAGACAUUUAUACAUCCGGUCACCCGUGGGUGUAGGGUCAUUCACAAAGAUCUAUGGAGGCCGCAAGAGGAAUGGAACAUGUCCUAGCCAUUUCUGCAGAAGCACAAGGUCUGUGGCGAGAAAAAUCCUCCAGUCUUUAGAAGGUUUGAAGCUGGUGGAAAAGGAUGCUGCUAGUGGAGGGCGUCGGCUAACAGCUCAAGGCCGUAAGGACUUGGAUAUCAUUGCCUCCCAGAUCAAGUCCAAAAAAUAAAUUGUCAGUGUCCAGAUGAAAAUAAAUAAGUUCCAGGAACUGUA
This is a messenger RNA of Liolophura sinensis, 560 nucleotides long. Its product is annotated as small ribosomal subunit protein eS19-like. The transcript has 5 exons. The record is from RefSeq and is a predicted model, not a curated record. Gene Ontology annotation, molecular function: RNA binding; structural constituent of ribosome. Gene Ontology annotation, cellular component: ribosome; cytosolic small ribosomal subunit. The coding region runs from base 88 to 516 and encodes 142 amino acids. Gene Ontology annotation, biological process: translation; ribosomal small subunit assembly. Lineage: Eukaryota; Metazoa; Mollusca; Polyplacophora; Chitonida; Chitonidae.